This is a messenger RNA of Beta vulgaris subsp. vulgaris (sugar beet), 1751 nucleotides long. Its product is annotated as GTP-binding protein At2g22870. Gene Ontology annotation, molecular function: GTP binding. The coding region runs from base 216 to 1208 and encodes 330 amino acids. The transcript is spliced from 4 exons. The record is from RefSeq and is a predicted model, not a curated record. Lineage: Eukaryota; Viridiplantae; Streptophyta; Magnoliopsida; Caryophyllales; Amaranthaceae.
CACCCUUGUUAUGACUUGUGAAUUGUGAUAAUGCGCUGUCAAACUCAACUGAAGUACUUCAUUUCUCUGUAAUCUCCACAACUACACCACCCUUCAAUCUUCUCCAUCUCACUCAUCUUCAAGAACAAUUCUUCAUCCACACUAACUAACCUUCCACAAACUUCAAACAACUCACAAAGUUGAGAGAAAUAAUCAAAACAAAGAAACAAAAAAGCAUGAUUCUUUCUUACCUCCCCAAACUCCAAACCCACUUUCUCCUUCCUCUAAAACCCAAAACCCUUAAAACCCACUUCAACCCAUCUCUCCCCCCAUUAACCCACUUCCGAAUUUUCUCUCUCUUCUCUUCCUUAUCCCCAACUCUCCCCACCCAAAACCCUAAAUCCCCAAUUUCAAUCUCACAACAAUCUGAUUAUGAUGAUGAUGUUGAUGUUGAAGAACCUCACAUUGAGGUAUCAAUAGACAAGCUAUUUGUGCCCCCAGAAACUGAUAUAUCAUCCCUAACUUCAUCUUCGACGAAUACGAAAACCGGUUGGAGUGCCCGGAUAUUGAAGGGUUCCAACAUUGUGCUUAGCAAAUAUGCUAGCAAUGCUCAAGUGAUUAAUGCUGAGUUUGUGAAGAGUAGUGUUGCAACUGAGGCUUGUCCUAAUGAUGGGUUGCCUGAAUUUGCUCUUGUUGGUAGGUCUAAUGUGGGUAAAUCUUCCCUCCUUAAUUCCCUUGUUAGAAGAAAGAAGCUUGCCCUUACUUCUAAGAAGCCUGGAAAGACUCAAUGUAUCAACCAUUUUCGGAUCAAUGAUAGCUGGUACCUGGUGGAUUUGCCUGGAUACGGGUUUGCAGCAGCACCUGGAGAAGUUAAAAAGGAAUGGGAUAAGUUCACCAAGGACUACUUUCUACAGAGAUCUACCUUGGUCUCAGUAUUCCUGCUCAUAGAUGCUAGCAUUCCUGCAAAAAAGAUUGAUCUUGAAUAUGCGAGUUGGUUGGGUCAAAAUAAGAUUCCAAUGACGUUAGUGUUCACCAAAUGCGACAAGAGGAAAAAGAAGAAGAAUGGAGGUAAAAGGCCUGAAGAAAACGUGCAAUAUUUCCAGGAACUGAUUCGUGAGUUCUUUGAAGCAGCACCUCCUUGGAUUAUGACCAGCAGUGUCACCAAUCAAGGCCGGGAUGAAAUAUUGCUGCACAUGGCACAGUUACGGAAUUAUUGGCUCAAGCAUUGAGAGAUAAAGAUUCAUUAUCAUUCAUCAAUUGAUUGACAUGGAGAGAGUGCUGAGCAAGGAUCUAUGAUGGUUGAAAGCUUGUCUAGAUCAAAUAGCCCAUAUUGCUUGGAUACGUACAAUUGGAGUGGUAUCUCUCUACCCUUGCAGGUCUUGCUGUGGCUUAUUCCUACCGGAUACUUACGGCUUUUCGGUGGAAAAUCCUGAAUAAGUCUCUGCUUGCAGAAGCAACCCUCUUACACCAGUUAUUAGGUUACAUAGAAACAGCCUGAUGCACUAGCUUUCAAUAGACAAAAUUUCCAAGGAUCUGUGGAAGGGCUUGUAUCUCUUUUUUUCCCAUUUUGGCUAUCGUGUCUCUUUCUGUAUCAAUACUGUAUUCGCACGCUGCUGUGCAGUGUUUACAGGUUACUGCAUUCCUGUGUUUAGCUUACAAGUUUUGCAUAUUGUAUUAUGUUGGCAUUUUAUUAUGACUUGUAUUUACAAACAGUCAAACACCCUCAGUAGAGGAUUUGAUUUAUCAAAAACCAAAAUCUGAACUUCUCAUUU